This is a messenger RNA of Salvelinus sp. IW2-2015, 5145 nucleotides long. RefSeq names its product Golgi apparatus protein 1. Gene Ontology annotation, molecular function: fibroblast growth factor binding. Gene Ontology annotation, cellular component: Golgi membrane. Lineage: Eukaryota; Metazoa; Chordata; Actinopteri; Salmoniformes; Salmonidae. The record is from RefSeq and is a predicted model, not a curated record.
UCAGAAUUUGGUUUCCAGUGUAAACGCAGCCGCCCAGAGUCCCAAACUAUAUAUACUUGUGUUUAUUGCAAGUUAGAAGGGUGAUUGUGAUACAGAGAAACUAACGAGUCGGGCCAUAUCAAUGUUCUCAAUUAGAUGUUCAGUCUAGAAAAUGUAGCUCUAUGAUUUGAGGUUGCCAACAACGCACACGCCGACGUAUGCACGAAAACGUCCCAUCCCACUGUAGUCAUAAUUUGCAGCUAGCAAUCCAAGCUAGCUAGUUAUCCGAAGAUGGCGGCUUGUAGACGUGUUCCUCUUCUGCUUUUGAUGMCUGUCCUUUUGUAUAUGCAUCCCAUUCGAGGACAGAAAUCUGCGAACAGUGUAAUCGCCAAUACUGCAGUUAGGGUUAAUAUCCAGGCUCAAAAUCAAGCCGCAGUUCCGGCUGCUGUAAAUGGAGGUUCUCCAGUCGUCGCGGCCUCGCCACCUCGUAGACGCACCAGCGGCUGGAAGCUGGCCGAAGAGGGGGCUUGUCGGGAGGACUUGACCAGGCUUUGUCCAAAACAUUCCUGGAACAAUAACCUGGCUGUGCUUGAGUGCCUCCAGGAUAGGAAAGAGGAAACCGAGAUCGCUGCUGACUGCAACCAUCUCCUGUGGAACUACAAGCUGAACCUGACGACUGACCCCAAGUUUGAGUCUGUGGCUGUGGAGGUGUGCAAGACCACCAUCACCGACAUAAAAGAAUGUGCGGCGGAGGAGAGAGGAAAGGGCUACCUGGUGUCCUGCCUGGUGGAUCACCGCGGCAACAUCACGGAGUACCAGUGCAACCAGUACAUCACCAAGAUGACCAGCAUUGUGUUCAGCGACUACCGCCUCAUCUGUGGCUUCAUGGACAAUUGCCGCGAGGACAUCAACAGCCUGCACUGUGGCAGCAUAUCCACCGGCGAGAAGGACGUGCACUCCCAAGGUGAGGUGAUAGCAUGCCUGGAGAAGGGUCUGGUCAGGGAGGCAGAGGAGCAGCCUGGGGCCCAUGCCAUCAGGCCUGACUGUAAGAAGGCCAUCAUGCGUGUGGCCGAACUCUCCUCAGACGACUUCCACCUGGACAGGUACCUCUACUUUUCCUGCCGGGAGGACCGUGAGCGCUUCUGUGAAAAUACUCCAGCCGGAGAGGGCAGAGUCUACAAGUGUCUCUUCAACCACAAGUUUGAGGAGGCCAUGUCUGAAAAGUGCAGAGAGGCUCUGACCACGCGUCAGAAGCUGAUUACCCAGGACUACAAGGUGAGCUACUCCCUGGCCAAGGCCUGCAAGACAGACCUGAGGAAGUACCGCUGCAGUGUGGACACCAACAUGCCCCGUGCACGCGAGGCCCGCCUCUCCUACCUGCUGCUCUGUCUGGAGUCUGCCGUACACAGAGGUCGUACGGUGAGCGGUGAGUGUCAGGGGGAGAUGUUGGACUACAGGAGGAUGUUGAUGGAGGACUUCUCUCUGAGCCCUGAGAUCGUGCUACACUGCCGUGGGGAGAUCGAGGCCCAUUGCUCCGGCCUCCACCGCAAGGGACGCACCCUGCACUGCCUCAUGAGGGUGGGCCGAGGAGACAUGGGCACCAUCGACAACCUCUGCCAGAAAGCUCUCCAGACCCUGAUCCAGGAGGCUGAUCCUGGGGCAGACUACCGUAUCGACCGGGCCCUGAACGAGGCUUGUGAGUCUGUCAUCCAGACCGCCUGUAAACACAUCCGCAACGGAGACCCCAUGAUCCUGUCUUGUCUGAUGGAGCACCUGUACACCGAGAAGAUGGUGGAGGACUGUGAACACAGGCUUCUAGAGCUGCAGUACUUCAUAGCACGGGACUGGAAACUGGACCCCAUCCUCUAUAAGAAGUGCCAGGGCGAUGCCUCCCGCCUGUGCCACACCCACGGCUGGAACGAGACAAGUGAGAUGAUGCCACCUGGUGCCAUCUUCUCCUGUCUGUACCGCCACGCCUACCGCACAGAGGAGCAGGGACGGCGGGGAAAUGCAGUGGAAGAAACAGGAAGACGUGUUUUCGUUCUGUCCCGGGACUGUAAAGUGGAGGUGCAGCGUAUCCUCCACCAGAGGGCGCUGGAUGUGAAGCUGGACCCUGAGCUGCAGAGACGCUGUAUGACUGACCUGGGGAAGUGGUGCAGUGAGAAGACUGAGUCUGGACAGGAACUGGAGUGUCUACAGGAUCACCUAGAGGAGCUGGUGUCAGAGUGCAGGGAUGUGGUGGGGAACCUGACUGAACUGGCGUCUGAGGACAUUCAGAUUGAGACUCUGCUGAUGAGAGCCUGUGAGCCAGUCAUCCAGUCGCACUGUCACGAGGUGGCAGAUAACCAGAUCGACACGGGGGAUCUGAUGGAGUGUCUGGUGCAAAACAAACACCAGAAGGAGAUGAACGACAAGUGUGCUGUGGGAGUCACACAUUUCCAACUGGUCCAGAUUAAGGACUUCCGUUUCUCCUACAAGUUUAAGAUGGCCUGCAAAGAGGAUGUGCUCAAACUCUGCCCCAACAUCAAGAAGAAGGUGGAUGUAGUGCUCUGUCUAAGCACCACGGUGAGGAACGACACUCUUCAGGACGUCAAGGAGCAGCGCGUGUCUGUCAAGUGUCGUAAGCAGCUGAGGGUGGAGGAGCUGGAGAUGUCUGAGGAUGUCCGUCUGGAGCCUGAGCUCUACGACUCCUGUAAGCAGGACAUUGGGAGGCUGUGCCAGAACGUGGCCUUCGGGAAUGCCCAGGUGAUAGAAUGUCUGAAGGAGAACAAGAGGCAGCUGACCCAGCGCUGUCACCACAGGGUGUUCAAGCUGCAGGAGGUAGAGAUGAUGGACCCAGAGCUGGACUUCCAACUCAUGAGGGUCUGCAAGCAGAUGAUUCGGCGGUUCUGUACUGAGGCUGAUGCCAAGAACAUGCUGCAGUGCCUGAAGCAGAACAAGAACAGCGAGCUGAUGGACCCCAAGUGUAAACAGAUGAUCACCAAGAGACAGAUCACACAGAAUACAGACUACAGGUUGAACCCGGUGCUGAGGAAGUCGUGUAAGGCUGACAUCCCUAAAUUCUGCCAGAACAUCCUGAACAAGGCUACAGGAGACAGUGAGCUGGAGGGACAGGUUGUCUCCUGCCUCAAACUCAAAUAUGCAGACCAGCGUCUGUCUCCAGACUGUGAGGACCAGAUCAGAGUGAUCCUACAGGAGUCAGCUCUGGACUACAGACUGGACCCGCAGCUGCAGAUUCACUGCACCGAUGAGAUCUCUCGGCUGUGUCCAGAGGAGGCUGCGGCCCAGGAGCAGACCGGUCAAGUAGAGGAGUGUCUUAAAGUCAACCUCCUCAAGAUCAAAGUGGAGGGCUGCAAGAAGGAGGCUCUCAACAUUCUGAAGGAGAGUAAGGCAGACAUCUUUGUGGACCCUGUCCUCCACACGGCCUGCGCUUUGGACAUCAAGCACCAGUGUGCUGCCAUUCCACCAGGACGAGGACGCCAGAUGUCCUGUCUGAUGGAGGCUCUGCAGGACAAGAGGGUGCGUCUGCAGCCAGAGUGUAAGAAGAGACUGCAGGACCGCAUCGACAUGUGGAGCUACGCAGCCAAGGUGGCCCCGGCCGAAGGCUUCUCAGACCUGGCCAUGCAGGUGAUGACCUCACCCUCCAAGACCUACAUCCUGGCUAUGAUUGGCCUGAGUGUGUGCAUUCUCUUCCUGUUUGGACUGCUGUGUGGCCGCAUCACCAAGCGAUUAAUGCAGGAGCAGAAGGACAGGUAGAGAGAGGGGCCACAGAACCAGGACAGGGCCCUCACUCAACAUAGCCCCAGCUGCCCUGACCUUAGCCUGGCUCCAUGUACAAACCAUCUCCUCCUUUUUAUCCUCCUCUUCUACCCCCCCAGCCGCCUCCACAUCCCUCCCCGAGACUGGCUUCUAGGGGGAGCCAGCCAUUCGAGCUUCUGUCAUCAUUGCUAUGCUGUCUGAGGGCCACAUAGGGUGCGGGCCUGGCCUAGAUUACCCAGUCUACCCUAUAAUAGUUGGUUUCACUGGUGUGAGAGUGGACAUGCCCUGACUGUGAGACCGACUCAUAACCCCUCCACCAUCUCCACUCCAGUGUCUGACUGAUGUUCUGAAGUUAUACAGGAGACUUCUAGAAGGACGCUGCCGCCACCUGUUUGUCCACCAUCACUCCACUGCUAACCAGCUAACGCUAACAGACCUGUACCAUCGAGCGGCCCAGUUAGGCCAGCCCGAUGGGGCAUAAGCUAAAUUUCUGGAUUCUGCUUUUGGUUUCUCUUGCAGUGGUUUUCUUUUUUUGCUUUAUCUCAUUUAGAGGUAAUAUUUCUUUACAGAUGUUUUUUGUGGGGGGGGUCAGUGGGGUAGAAGGGGAGGUGGAUUCACAAUAAACAGUAAGAGUUAUGUGAGAGAGACAGAAAGAACGUCUCCGUACUUAUGUUCUUCCUGAGAGGCUUUCAAUGAUUUCAGUAGUGAUAAAUUGCUUUUAGUGUGAGUGUUUGUGAGAAUGAAAGUGUAUGUGAAAUGGGAGUGUUAACUGUUUUUCUAGUAUAUUGUUAUUCUCCUGAGAGGGCGGUGGGGGGGUUGACUGACUUCAGGUUACCCAUGUUUAUUACAUUCACUGAUUUGCCAUGAGACUGCCAGGUGUGAACUGUCCUCCACCGACUGAGCCACAUAGGAGAGGAGUCAACAGCCUACAGCAUAUUAGAUCAGUCGUACACUUAUAAUAACUGAUGAUAAAUAUGAUUGAUUCCUCAAUUUGUGAUUAUACUGACAGAACUGGCAGUGUAUCAUAGAUGGCUCCAGUGCCAAUGCUAACCGAAUGGGUGGUAUGGUAGAGAAACGGUUAGCAUUGACUAGAUGGCUGGACAUCCAGGCGAGUAGUCACACACAUUUCUCUCAAGGUACUCAGAGUUAACAAUGGGCAUUUCAAAGUUGGGAGAGCUGGGUCUAGGUGGUCUGAUUGGACACAACACUGGUGACAGACGGUGCAGAAAGAUAAGUCUAAUUUUGAACACUAACAUUUCCAAAGCUUCCCAUGUAGCAAGUUUAAGCCAAGGGUAUCUGUAGCGGCGUUAGAAUGGUGGUAGAAGGGGUCAAGAACAAUGCAAAAAAAAAAAAAAGACAAGUGGUUAUAGAGAAGUUUUUGUUUGAAAUUAUACUGGAACCAUUGCA